AUGGGACGGGAUAAGUACGAGAACGAAGAUUUGAUCGCAUACGGAUGGCCAGAGGAUGUGUGGUUCCACGUUGACGAUGUCUCUUCUGCCCACGUUUACAUCCGUCUAAACCCCGGAGAAACCAUUGAAGAUAUCCCAGAGGAAACAUUGGAAGAUGUGUUCCAACUGGUGAAGAACCACUCCAUUUCUGGUUGCAAGAUGCCAAAGGUGAACAUUGUGUAUACAUACUGGAGCAACCUGCGCAAAGACCAGACGAUGGACACAGGUACGAUCGGUUUCCACAACCAGAAGGAUGUGAGAAAGAAGAUUGGCGUGUCGCGUGAUCGCCUGAUUGUCAACCGCAUCGAGAAGACAAAGGUGGAGGGAAAUCCCGAUUUCCGGAAGGAGAGAGCGGAUCGUGACGCGAACGAGUUGCGAGAGAAGAAGAAGGCGUUCAAGGAGCAGAGAAUAAGAGAAAAGGAAGAAAUGGAGGCAAAUAAGAGACGACAAGAGGAACUCAGCUACGAGUGA
Blastocystis hominis is the source of this 510-nucleotide messenger RNA. RefSeq lists its product as hypothetical. The transcript has 5 exons. Lineage: Eukaryota; Bigyra; Opalinata; Blastocystidae. The coding region runs from base 1 to 510 and encodes 169 amino acids. The record is from RefSeq and is a predicted model, not a curated record.